CCUCUUGAUCGCAUCCCACCGUGGUGCUCCACCACACAAGAGGAUGAGUAAGAAGUUCACGAGCCUCUCUCUCAUCUUGACCGCCGGGAUUAGGAUGGAAAGGUGAAAGUUGCCUUUUGUAAAUCCUUGAUUUCUAACAUCUAAUCCUCGACAUUGAUUUGGAUCUAAGAGCAUGUGAGAUGCUGCAUUGUUGAUUAAGUUGUACAUCGAGGGGAGCAGAGAGGAUGCUUGUUGUCUGGAUUCUUCUCUUGAUGGUCGAGGGGGGACUUGCUGAGGCCAAGAAACCUGCAGAUGCAAGUGUGGGAUCUAAAGGCGUCCAGCCAUCUCAGCGGCCCCAGCAAUCGCGGUAUUGUGGAAACUGGGAGCGAAACACAGACGGAGGCACCUUCAGCUCCCCAAACUAUCCACUCACCUACCCGCCAAACAGAGAAUGCCUGUUUGUCCUGGAAGGUAGCGGACACAACAGAUCAAAACUCCAUUCCCCUGUCUGCUGCUAACACAACCAACAUUUGUGGAGAUGUUUUUUUUUUAAGUCGCCACUGUGUUGCCCUGUCCUCUCUUCCUCCAGCUCAGCCUCGGCAGAGAAUAGAGCUGCUCUUCGACAAGGUCUUCUACAUAGAGGCGUCGUUCGAGUGUCGGUUCGACCACAUCGAGGUGCGGGAUGGCCCCUUCAGCUUCUCACCACUCAUCAACCGCUUUUGUGGUUCUGCCAGCCCGGGCCUGGUCCUCUCCAGUGGUCGCUUCAUGUGGAUCCGCUUCUUCAGUGAUGAAGAGCUGGAGGGAACCGGCUUCCAGGUUCAGUACAGCUUCACUGCAGAUCCUGAGUUCCAUCUCCAUGUGGGAGGUCUGCUCAACCCCAUACCAGAUUGUCAGUUUGAGUUGACUGGAGCCGAUGGUCUGAUCCGGUCUAGCCAAGUCGACGAGGAGUACAAAGUCAAAGCCGACCAGCCAGUCGACUGCAUCUGGACCAUACGUGCGCCAAAAAACAACAGGAUUUACCUGCGGUUCUUAGAGUACCAGAUGGAAAACUCCAACGAGUGCAAGAAGAACUUUGUCGCUGUUUACGACGGGAGUAAUGCCAUCGAGCACCUGAAGGCCAAAUUCUGCAGCACUGUCGCCAACGACAUCAUGCUGGACACGGGCAUCGGAGUGGUGCGGAUGUGGGCAGACGAGACCAGUCGUCUCAGCCGCUUUCGGAUGCUCUUCACAUCUUUUGCAGACCCUCCCUGUGUGAGCAGUGCGUUCUUCUGCCACAGCAACAUGUGCAUCAACACCUCGCUGGUGUGCAACGGCAUCCAAAACUGCGUCUUCCCCUGGGACGAGAGCAACUGCAAAGAGAAGAAGAGCAAAGGUCUGUUCCACCAAAUGACAAAAACCCAUGGGACAGUCAUCUGCGUGUCGACUGGAGUUGUGCUGCUGCUGCUCAUCGUCUCUGUCCUGGUGCAGCUGAAGCAGCCGCGUAAAAAGGUGCUGGUGCGCAAGAGCAAGCUGCUUCACCAGGGUGAUCUCCAGGAGGUGUUUGACCCUCCACAUUAUGAACUCCUGACUCUCCGGGACAAGGAGAUGUCUCGCGACAUGGGCGAUUUAUCAGAGGAGCUGCAGUCACUCCAGGCUCUGCGGAGAUCCUCGUCUGGAUCUCGCUGCAUUCAUGAGCACCACUGCGGCUCUCAGGCCUCCAUCAACUCCAUCAAGGCCAGCCUGGGUGCUCACGGCCUGGGCAGAGGGUCCGUGGAUCUCCCUCCGCUGAGAGGAGACAUCCAGGGAGCCUUUCCCCCUUUUCCUGACCUCAGCAACAGCCAGAGGAAGAAGAGCUGGCCGAGCAUGAAGACGGGCCGAGCGCACCAGAGCGUCACCAGCAGAUCUGUGAGGUGUCAGGACAGAGUGAUGGAGGAGGAGGAGGAAGAGGAGGAGGAAUACAGGAAGUAUGACAUGCAUGUGCGCCGAGGAGGCGGCAGGAGAGGGCAUUAUGAAAUUGCACAGCAGAGAUCACUGUCAAUGGACUUCUGAAAAAGUACAAAAUACAGACUGCUACAAAACCUAUUAAUGUUAAAAAGAGCAUGGAGGGGCGAAAUGUUUUGAUAUGUCGUGUCUUUGCACGAGACAAGAAUAAAUGAAUUGUCCUUGACCCACUUCUUUCUUACUUCAUUUAUGAAUCUCAGGCUGUAAAAGUUUGUUUACCUCUCACAUUCAGGUGUCAGACACGUUGUCACCAUCACAUGAGCGUGUUGUAUAAUCAAGUGAUGUCAUCAAAAGUACCUGGCAUGUCCCUCGUCUUUCAAUUUCUAUUUCAAGCACCAGUGGAUUUUCAGAAAACAUUUUUGGAGACUGAGCCAAAGAA
Molecule: messenger RNA, 2338 nt
Organism: Synchiropus splendidus (mandarinfish)
Lineage: Eukaryota; Metazoa; Chordata; Actinopteri; Syngnathiformes; Callionymidae
Gene: neto2b
Product: neuropilin (NRP) and tolloid (TLL)-like 2b
Exons: 11
Coding region: 292-2007 (571 amino acids)
Molecular function (GO): protein binding
Source: RefSeq, a predicted model, not a curated record